Diabrotica balteata is the source of this 305-nucleotide messenger RNA. NCBI's taxonomy places the organism in Eukaryota, Metazoa, Arthropoda, Insecta, Coleoptera, Chrysomelidae. The record is from the annotation of a GenBank genome assembly.
AGUAUAGUUCUAUACAGUUCCCAAAUAUUACCAAUCCAAUAUGAAGAAGUGCGCAGUUUUGAUUGCAGUUUUAUUGGUAGCCAUGCAGGUGGCAUCUGGAGUGGCUCAAGGAUCUCAGGGGUCUCAAGGUGGCCAAGGUGGCGGUAUGGGUCCACCACCAACUGGUGGUAUGGGCGGUGGUGGUAGCGGUGGCAUGAGUGGCGGAAUGAGCGGCGGAAUGGGUGGUGGCUCUAGCGGCAGUUCUGGAGGAAGCCAAGGCUAAUUAUAAUUAAAUGUACAAAGCAUCUGUUAUAAAUGAAUAAUAA